AUUUCAGUUGAUCUCCCUCGUAGUCUGACAAUUGCGUUUGACUAUUGUGCUGCGUGAUUCUAGUUUUUUUUUUGUAUAAGAAUCCUUGCAAACCUUUGUUUCUUGAGUAAGUUAACAUCAACCAGUCUCUCAGCUGAACGUGAAAUUAUAAUCUUAUUCUUUCACUGUACAAGAAAAGUUUAACGAUGGCAGAAGGUUCAAGUAUGGAGACUGGUAGAAUUGUCAAGAUGGAGGUUGAUUAUAGCAGCAACUGCGACACAAAAAUUCCAGAAUGCAAGAAACUUGCUAGAGAGGGCAAGCUACAUGACGCCCUUGAUCAAUUAUUAGCUCUAGAGAAGCUUACAAGAACAGGUGCUGACAUGAUAUCAACCUCUCGAGUUUUGGUUGCUAUUGUCGAGAUUUGUUUAGAAGCCAAGAACUGGGCUGCCCUUAAUGAACACAUAGUUCUACUUUCUAAACGACGUUCUCAGCUUAAACAAGCUGUCACUAAAAUGGUCCAGGAAUGCUGUACCUAUGUAGAUAAAACACCAAACAGAGAAACUAUGAUAAAACUUAUUGAAACCCUGCGUUCCGUCACUGAAGGGAAGAUCUACGUGGAAGUCGAGAGGGCUCGCUUGACUCAUCGCCUGGCAAAAUUAAAGGAAGAGGAUGGCGACGUAGCCGGAGCCGCAGCGGUAAUGCUGGAAUUGCAAGUAGAGACCUAUGGUAGCAUGUCCAGAAGGGAAAAGGCCUCUCUUAUCUUGGAACAAAUGCGGCUCUGUUUAGCCAAACAAGACUUCGUACGUACGCAGAUCAUCGCGAAGAAGAUCAAUAUAAAGUUUUUCGACGACGAGAACGACGAGGAGACGCAGGCAUUGAAAUUGAAAUACUACGACUUGAUGAUGGAACUGGCACGUCACGAAGGAUGGCACCUCGAACUGUGUCGACACAAUCGUGCCGUACUCGAAACACCAACGGUAAAGGGCGAUCCUAAGAAACGACACACCGCCCUGUCGCGCGCCGUUCUCUAUCUUGUGUUGGCUCCUCACGAACCGGAACAGGCGGAUUUAACUCAUAGACUACUCGCAGAUAAACUCCUGGACGAAAUACCCACGUACAAGGAACUGCUUCGAUUAUUCGUCAAUCCGGAACUAAUUAAAUGGUCCGGACUUUGUGAAAUUUAUGAACGGGAUCUAAGAGAUACUGAAGUAUUCUCAUCCACCACCGAGGAAGGCUCUAAAAGAUGGGCGGAUCUGCGCAACAGGGUCGUCGAGCAUAAUAUUCGAAUAAUGGCAAAAUACUACACGAAGAUCACGCUGACACGUAUGGCAGAGUUGCUGGACCUUCCCGUAGAAGAGACCGAAGCCUGCCUUUGCAAUCUGGUCGAGACUGGUGUGAUCAGUGCUCGUACCGAUAGACCAGCCGGUGUAGUACGUUUUACUGGUACUCAGGAACCGGCGGCUAUUUUGGAUACUUGGGCUGCCUCGCUCUCGAAGCUGAUGAGCCUGGUCAAUCAUACCACUCACUUGAUUCAUCAGGAAGAGAUGCUGGCCGUCGCGCAAUCCUAGUGCCGCAACACGGUCAAACGAGCAUUACACUUUGUUUUGUAACCACGGGGGUCGUCCGUCGUGCAUUAUCAUUUGUCGUAUUCAUGACAAAUUCGUGCGCUUUAAUAAUAAAACUUAUGAAACAUCUCAACGCUCGUUUUCAUCGAUGUCCAUUCGUACAUGUGUGCUACAAUUAUGCCGAUAACGAUGCUAAAUGAUGCAGCUUAUACAUUUUGUUCUCCUAGAUUCUGUCUUUUAUUACAAUAUAUACAAAACAUUACAAUA
Cephus cinctus (wheat stem sawfly) is the source of this 1811-nucleotide messenger RNA. It is a transcript of the gene Rpn5, whose product is annotated as 26S proteasome non-ATPase regulatory subunit 12. Gene Ontology annotation, cellular component: nuclear proteasome complex; cytoplasm; proteasome regulatory particle, lid subcomplex. The transcript has 7 exons. Lineage: Eukaryota; Metazoa; Arthropoda; Insecta; Hymenoptera; Cephidae. The record is from RefSeq and is a predicted model, not a curated record. The coding region runs from base 186 to 1547 and encodes 453 amino acids.